AUGGCUACCUCAGACACGAGCUCUACUGCCACAUCCCCGACGAAUGCCGCCGUCGUCACCGGGCCUGUCGUCACCACCGAAAACAGCACCUUUUCGAGGCUUGGCCAUGCGCUUUCCCUAGUUCAGCAGAUCGAGGCGCUUGGGGAGGACCCUCCAGCGUCAAUCGUCCCCGAGCAAUGGCCUGUUGUGACCUGCAAGAAGGGCCUCAAGUACGUACCUGAAAACUGGCUAGAUAAGCGGCAAGACAGGCGCUCUUGGGUGUGGAAAUACGGCUUUUGCGUUGCCCUUGUCGUCGAUCCAACUGUCAAGAUGAAGGCGAAAAGCUUCCAUUUCGUCUGCAAGCGAUGUAGUGCAACGUUCAACGCUCAAUCGACUUCGGCCGCACGAAGUCAUCUCGAAGAACAACACCGUAUUUUUGACGAUAAACCUCACUCGAAUUCGAACGACCCCCAAGCUACAACAUCAAGAAAACGAGCUGCAACCAACCACAGUAUUAGCGAGAUGUUGAGCCGCAACAAGAACAAAAAGUCGACGGCCGUGGUUCCAAGAACCCAAGGGGAGCGCUUUCGUUACCUCCUUGUUUGUUGGAUGGCUACGGCAAACAUUCCGUUCGCCGCGGUGGAAAACAAGUAUUACCGUCAAAUACUACAGCUCUUCAACGCUCCAUUAACUGACGCCCUUCUUCCAAAAGGGGGGGAUACAACAAGAAGCUGGCUCACAAGUAUGUAUCACGAUCUUCUUGAUUCAAUCAAGAUUAAGCUCAAGGCUUCUCCACAUCAGAAACAUCUCUCUUUCGAUCUGUGGACCUCCUCUCAUGGCCUUGCGCUACUCGCAGUCGUUGUUCAUUACUUUGAGAGCUCUGGAAAUUAUCAAACACACCUCCUGACUCUGUCACGGAUUACGGGGACUCAUGCUGGCGAGAACAUUGCACCUGGUGUUCUAGACGUCAUCAAGACGUUUGACCUACAGCCCUGCCUUGGAUAUUUCCAAACCGACGAUGCAGAUAACAACGAUACGGCAAUGACAAAGGUCCUUUUACACCUCAAUCCAACGCUUUCCCCUGCGCAAGCCAUCGCCCUCAAAUGCAAGGUCCGGCUCAUCAAGUCCCUGGCACCGGAAUCCCUGGCACACCACAACGCAGCGGAAGAGGGAAGGCUUCUUCAGGAAUGGCGCAAGUCUGGCCCUAUUGGAAAGCUCCACUUCCUGGUUCAUCACAUUCGCCGCAGUCCUCAACGCCGGGAUCUGUUUUCGGAUAUCGCUAAGAGCAAGUUGACAGAGGAAGAACAGCAAGAAUUCGGCGCUAUUCUAAUGGACAAGGACAUUGCAAAGCUGCAGUUGCGUUCGGACAAUGAGACUCGAUGGCAUUCAGUCUACCACAUGAUCGACCGGGCAAUCAUGUUACGUGAUCCUCUGGAUUAUUUCGUCAACAUCGUGACCAAGAAAGGAUCCAGAUAA
This is a messenger RNA of Chaetomium globosum CBS 148.51, 1455 nucleotides long. RefSeq lists its product as uncharacterized. The transcript has 3 exons. The coding region runs from base 1 to 1455 and encodes 484 amino acids. NCBI's taxonomy places the organism in Eukaryota, Fungi, Ascomycota, Sordariomycetes, Sordariales, Chaetomiaceae. The record is from RefSeq and is a predicted model, not a curated record.